AUGAAUCAAUCCGAACGAGAAUUCGUUAAUUUUCUUCGAAGUGAGUGCAAAGACCUUCUAACGGAUUACUACGACACGGACUUCAACCUUCUCCGAUGGGCUCAAGGAUACGGAUUCAACAGAGAAGAGGCUCUUGCCGAACUCCGAAGACAUCUUCGUUUCCGUCAGUAUUAUGACCUCGAUAACAUUUUGACAAAUGUACCUGACCAUCCCAUCCUUAAAAAGUACUUUCCACUUGGACUUGUCGGAGAAACUGGAAAAGACAACCAACUUUUAGUAAUUGAAUGUGCUGGGCGAAUUGAUUUGAUGGGAAUUUUGAAAUCAGUUCAUUUGUCUGAUUUCUUGAUCCAAAGGUUCAAAUUCCAAGAGAAAAUGUUGACAGCAAUGAACGAAAUGGAAAGAAAACAUGGAACUCAGUGUUCAGUAAUCUACAUUCUUGAUUUGGAGGGACUCAAGUUUGAUCCAGCAUUGAUCAACAUUGUCACUGGACCAUACCGUAUUUUAUGGGCAUCGGUAUACACAGCAUAUCCAGAAUGGAUCAAUACUCUAUUCCUGAUCAAUGCACCAUCAUUCAUGUCACUUUUAUGGAAAGCCAUUGGCCCACUUCUUCCAGAGAGAACUCGUAACAAAGUCAGAAUCUGUACAAUGAACUCUGAUUGGAAGACUUCAGUUCAAAAACACGCCCACAUCGAUAACAUUCCGAAGCAUUGGGGAGGAAACAUGGUCGACAAGAACGGAGAUGGAAUGUGCCGGGAUAUUCUGAAUAUUCCAUUUGAUUCGAUCCCACAAGAGCUUUAUUGGAUUCCGAACGACGAGACUCCAGCCAUCAAGGACCUUAUUUGCACCAACAUUGGUGCUGGCAAAUCGGCCGUUUUCACGUAUAUAGUCGACAAAAGUGUCACAGAACCGGUUUAUAUUGUAAUCAACAGAUUCUGCGAUCGAACUUUUGGAAUGGGAAUUUGGCAUGGAGAUGACGAGACUUCAGAGUUAGAAGAGAUGAAUGAACUGGCACCAGAUUUUGAUUAUCCAGGAAUGCCCACUGUCGACUACCUUCGUCUUCGAAUGCCAGGUGCUGGAGCCUAUAAGAUCAAAUGGGGAAAUGAACAAGCUUGGAUUCGAUCCUUGACUCUCUAUCAUCGGGUUCGAUUUCAAAACGAACAAAAGGAAAAUAUCAAGUACAUUGAGAUAUAA
Messenger RNA from Caenorhabditis briggsae, 1191 nucleotides. Bases 1 to 1191 code for a protein of 396 amino acids. The record is from RefSeq and is a predicted model, not a curated record. Lineage: Eukaryota; Metazoa; Nematoda; Chromadorea; Rhabditida; Rhabditidae. The transcript is spliced from 7 exons.